Messenger RNA from Hypomesus transpacificus, 4339 nucleotides. Its product is annotated as dnaJ homolog subfamily C member 16-like. The record is from RefSeq and is a predicted model, not a curated record. The coding region runs from base 178 to 2577 and encodes 799 amino acids. Lineage: Eukaryota; Metazoa; Chordata; Actinopteri; Osmeriformes; Osmeridae. The transcript is spliced from 15 exons.
CAAACAUACCUCUCAAAGCUGUCCUCUUAUGCCCUGCCUCGGCUUGGCAUUUGGCUACUACUCGACAUGGUGGUAAACUGACUUCGUGAAUUUAAAGACUUGAGAGUGGCGAUAGCUAGCUAUUUAGCCAGUGCCUAAAUAGCUAGCUAUCUAGCUAGCCGUAUUCGUUUGAAUAAGAUGGAGGGAUUCUGCAGACUACGGUGGACCUCUACCAUCGUCCCCAUCCUCCUGCUGCUGCUGCUUGGUGACCAGGUGCGGAGUGGCCCCGAGCUGGAACCGUACAAGAUCCUCGGUGUGAGCAGGAGUGCCAGCCAGACCGACAUCAAGAAGGUUUACAAACGUAUGGUCAGAGAGUGGCAUCCAGAUAAGAACAAAGACCCUGGAGCAGAGGACAUGUUCAUCAAGAUCACUAAGUCUUAUGAGAUCCUGUCCAAUGAGGAGCGCAGGUCCAACUACGACCGCUACGGCAAGAUGGACGCCAGCCAGCCGAUGGGCCAGCAGCCUCAGGGCUUCAGACAUUUCCACGACAGUUUCUACUUCGACGAGUCCUUCUUCCACUUCCCCCGGUCGGGACGCGACUUCUCCGACAGCAAAUACCUGCUGAGCCACGCCCAGUACAACAGCGAGGUGCUGGCCGACAGCUACAAGAGGCCUUACCUCAUCAAGGUCACCUCCGAGUGGUGUUUCGCCUGUGUUCACAUCGAGCCGGUGUGGAAGGAGACGGUUAAUGAGCUGGAGGCACUGGGCAUCGGCAUCGGCAUCGUGGACCUGGGGUACGAGCGGCGCCUGGCCAGCCAGCUGGGGGCCCACCGGGCGCCCUCCGUCCUGGGCCUGCUCAACGGCCGCGUCACCUUCUUCCACCAGGCCGUGGUCCGCGAGAACCUCCGCCAGUUCAUCCACGACCUGCUGCCCCCGAGGCAGGUGGAGAAGAUCACAGAUGAGAACUCUGAGGCGUUCCUGGGUGGCUGGCGCGUGGAGAACAAGCCCAGCGUGCUACUGUUUGACCAGGUUCCUGCUGUGUCCCUUAUGUACAAGCUCACAGCGUUUGCCUUCAGGGACUACGUGCGUUUUGGCUACGUAGACCAGGGUUUGACCCAGACGUCCCGCCUGCUGCGCCAGUUCAACAUCAACACCUACGCCCCCACCAUGCUGCUGUUCAAGGAAAAUACAGAGAAACCUUCUGACAUCAUCCAGGCCAGAGGGAUGAAGAGGCAGAUUAUGGAUGAGUUUGUCUCCAACAACAAGUUUCUGCAGGUGCCCCGGCUGCUCAACCAGAAGCUGUUUGAUGAACUCUGUCCCAUCAAGCAGUUCCACAGGCGCAGGAAGUUCUGUGUCCUGCUGAUCACCGGGGAGGAGCCGACGUUCGUCCCAGGGAAUGAGGCCUUCCUGGCGUUUGCGGCGGCCAACUCUAAAGAAGUGCUCCGCUUUGCCUAUGUGCACCAGCGCCAGCAGCAGGCGCUCUGCCAGGUGCUGCUCAACAACCAGGCCUCUCUGACACCUCAGGUGGUAAUGCUUGAGAGGCGGAGCCAGACAGGCAGGGUGAUGUAUCGCUCUGUGAUUGGCGGUUGGAACGGCAGCGAGGAGGACAAGCUCCGCCUCCAGGAUCAGCUGGAGCUCCUGCAGAGAGACCCCGCCUACCUGAGCUAUGACACCACGCUACCCCAGCUCAACAACGAGCUAGCCCCGGUGUUCCUCAUCCAGUGGAUGUACACAGCUUCAGAUUACUUCCUUCAGAUCUAUGAUGACUUGCUGUACUCCAAUUGGAGAGAGAUGAUGCCUAUCCUGUCCCUGAUCUUCUCUGCUCUGUUCAUCCUGUUUGGAACUGUCAUCAUCCAAGCGUUCAGUGACUCUGGUGAGGACAAGCCCCAGAAACCCAUGGCCAAGGAGCCCCCCAAGACUGAGGGUUCCUCGGAAGCUCCCCCCAGACACCACACCUCCAGUCGUCCCCCAAAGAAGGACUUUGUGGAGGUGACGGAGCUGACUGACAUCACCUACAGCAGUAACCUGGUGAAGCUGCGGCCCGGCCACAUCAAUGUGGUGCUGGUGCUCUCCAACGCCUCCAAGAACGCCCUGCUCAAGAAGUACGCCAAGGAGGUGUUCUCCUUCUCUGGGACUCCCACGCUGCACUUCUCCUUCCUGAAUGCCGACAAGCACCACUCCUGGCUGCCCUCGCUGCUGAGCCGCUCCCCGAACAGGGCGCGGGGCCACGGUGAGGAGGACGAGGAGGAGGAGGAGGAGGAGGGGAGCAACGCCACACCCAGACGGCCCAGAGACUACACCGGCCACGUGCUCGCCCUCAACGGCCACAAGAAGUACUUCUGCCUGUUCCGGCCCGUGUUCACCGGGGAGGCGGGUGAGGGCCUGGCCUACACCGGGGGAUCCUCCCGCAGAGAGUCCCGCUCACGCUCCCGGUCCCGGUCAAGGGAGGAAGGGGGAAGGGCGGGAAGGGCCACCAGCCUGGAGGUGCAGCACAAGCUGGACCGGCUGGGUCUGUGGAUGGAGAGGCUGGUUGAGGGAACUCUGCCCAGGCUGCAUGUGCUGGCCUGGCCCAGCCUGGAGGACCAUCCUGCCACCUGAGACCCUGACCCUAACCCCACACAUCACCUCCACCUGAUACCCCACCCAUCACCUCCACCUGAAACACCAACCCCCCACUACCUCCACCUGAAACCCUGACCCCACCUCCACCAGAUACCCACCAGUAGUGAGCUGCUCUCUCCAGCUUCCUGUCCUGCUGUUCUGCAUGGGCCUCACAGGUCUGAAGGGUACAUGGUAGAGUCCUACCUGCGUGCCAACCUCUACACAUCAGGCUUCUCUCUUCAAACCUGUCUGUAGAUAAAGGGCAGGGGACAAGGCUAGUAAACAGCUUCAGUCUGUUGAGAUGUGGCCUCCUGGAGCUGCAGGCUUCAUUACAACCUGGUGACCAGACACCUUCCGUUGUGUGCUGAAUUUCAGGAAAUGUGACUUUCCAACUUAACUGAUUUGAAUCUAGCCCUUACAAUGCCUUCAUGUUAGCAAAGGGAGACGGAUCUUAGUAAUGGUACAAUGAGGGAGAUCUCUGACAACAGCAUAGGCAACCGUUUAAUAUAUAACAUAGGGUGCAGGCAGGUGGUGUCCUGUCACUGCACACUGACUGAUGCUGGUUGGUGUCUCUGGGCUUGACUGCUACUGCUGCACUGAUGCUGGUUAGUGUCUCUGGGCUUGACUGCUGCACUGAUGCUGGAUAGUGUCUCUGGGCUUGACUGCUGCACUGAUGCUGGUUAGUGUCUCUGGGCUUGACUGAUGCACUGAUGCUGGUUAGUGUCUCUGGGCUUGACUGCUGCACUGAUGCUGGUUAGUGUCUCUGGGCUUGACUGCUGCACUGAUGCUGGUUAGUGUCUCUGGGCUUGACUGCUACUGCUGCACUGAUGCUGGUUAGUGUCUCUGGGCUUGACUGCUGCACUGAUGCUGGUUAGUGUCUCUGGGCUUGACUGCUGCACUGAUGCUGGUUAGUGUCUCUGGGCUUGACUGCUGCACUGAUGCUGGUUAGUGUCUCUGGGCUUCAGGGAUGUGAACCCGCUGCACUGUUAUGCACUGACUCUGUCUGGAGCUGUUCAGAGUGUAAAGGUCACUUUUCAAUCAAUGUAGGUUGCCAGGUUGCUUGCAAAAAAAUCCUCCCAAUUCUCAGAUUACCAUUUUCUGAGUGAAGGGGUGAUUUGGGAGAAUUGUGAACUAAAUUGUAAAAGUUUAACAAGAUUAUUUAAAAUAAUAAAACCUGGCAACUUGACUGUGAUUGAACUGGGACAAGUUCUGCUCAGACCUAGCUAUCAGGCUGGAUCUCAACAGCGUUUUGUUUUUAUUUCUUCAGAAUAUGUUUUCUGUUAUCAUGUCUUAAUCAGACUAGAUGGUUCCAUCUCCCAAUAUCUUUGAAUUUUUUCACUCAUCCUUCAUUUCCAGCCAGUGCUCUUAACCACUACGUAUCUUAAUGCAUGGAAGAUUAGCAGAACUUUACGGUACACUAUUCGUUAUACUAGCUGACGCUGUUAAUAAAUAGGUAAAAUGCCUCUUUUAUCCACUGUCUUUACUGAAUGAUUUGCUGCUUACUAAAUGGAUACACAAUAUCUGUCUCAUUAUCAUGUUAAUGGACGGUUACUGGACCUUCAACAUCUUUGAAAACAAAACUGUCAGGUUUGAAAUGUUGUGUUGAAAGGGGAAAUUAUCGGUAGCAAGUCAAUUUUUGAAAACGUCUGCGUAAGGUAUAUUUAUGAAGUUGUCGAUAAUAUAGAAUAAAGUGUUGUAAGAUAUUUAUUUCUUGUUUUUCAUGUGCUUCUUAACACAAAUAAAAUUAAGUUGAUUUAAA